Molecule: messenger RNA, 412 nt
Organism: Periconia digitata
Lineage: Eukaryota; Fungi; Ascomycota; Dothideomycetes; Pleosporales; Periconiaceae
Source: the annotation of a GenBank genome assembly
CCAACAUGUAUAAUCUACUAGUGUAUCAUGUAUUGCCCAUGUCGUGUUCAGACUCAACAACUGCAUGAUCUGAUCCUGUUGGGCCACCACGGCGUCGCGCGUAUUGGCAGAUCUUUCCACGUGGUGAAGAUGCAGCUCGUGUGCUAAGCAUGUCUACAUGUCCCUCGGCUUUUUUACCUUCUGGGCUGUCGAAUCGUUGACGAGAGCCUGGCACCGGCCAGAGUUGUGCUCGACGUUUCGCAGCUGCAGGGUUUGGCGAAAGAGAGUGAAAAAGGCUGACAGUGGCCAGUACGUGAGCUUCGACGCGGCAAUUCGCGCUGAUGGCAUCUUGUGAUGGAUGGCCCCGACGGUAUGCAUGCAUCUACGUACGUCCUGGACGUGACACCACCGGUACAUGAAUAGCAGGUGCAUG